This is a messenger RNA of Myotis brandtii (Brandt's bat), 1920 nucleotides long. RefSeq names its product solute carrier family 16 (monocarboxylate transporter), member 7 (gene SLC16A7). Gene Ontology annotation, cellular component: membrane. Gene Ontology annotation, biological process: transmembrane transport; monocarboxylic acid transport. Gene Ontology annotation, molecular function: monocarboxylic acid transmembrane transporter activity. The transcript has 7 exons. The record is from RefSeq and is a predicted model, not a curated record. The coding region runs from base 374 to 1822 and encodes 482 amino acids. NCBI's taxonomy places the organism in Eukaryota, Metazoa, Chordata, Mammalia, Chiroptera, Vespertilionidae.
CGUGUGAGCGGCUGAGACAUACUUGGGGAGUAAGAGUUUGAAGAGAGAUCUGUGGAAAGAAACUGUUGUGAUUAAUGGGCUGAUGGGCAUUGGAAAGAGACAAGGGUUUGUAUGAGAGUUCCCUAAAGGGCUGGCUGUGAAUGGCCUUGUUGAUUGCGCAGGGCACAACUGCAGCUGGUCUCAUACACAUGUGUGCUCUGAGCUUAUACUGAUAAUCCGGAGUCUGCUCUACCUCUCUUCCUCUGUGUUGCCUCCAAAUACCACACUUCGAGGAAUAGUGACUGGACUUACCAAGUCCACGUAUAAACCAAAGAAGUCUGUUCAAGUGGGAAUCUGUCAACAGGUUACCUGAAUUUCAAAGAGAAGAGCAGAAAUGCCACCACCUGCAGGUGGCCCACCACUACACCCGCCUCCUGAUGGAGGAUGGGGCUGGGUAGUGGUUGCAGCGUCUUUUAUCUCCAUCGGAUUUUCAUACGCAUUCCCCAAAGCCAUCACGGUGUUCUUCAAAGAAAUUCAGCAAAUAUUCAGCACUAGCUACAGUGAAAUAGCAUGGAUAUCAUCCAUUAUGCUGGCUGUAAUGUAUGCAGGAGGUCCCAUAAGCAGUAUUUUGGUGAAUAAAUAUGGUAGCCGGCCAGUGGUGAUGCUAGGAGGUUUGCUGUGCUGUGUGGGAUUGGUCGCAGCCUCUUUUAGCACCAGCGUAAUAGAGCUCUACGUCACUGUGGGAUUCAUUGGAGGUUUAGGUCUAGCCUUCAACCUGCAACCCGCCUUAACAAUCAUUGGCAAAUACUUCUAUAAGAAACGACCCAUGGCGAAUGGGCUGGCCAUGGCAGGAAGUCCUGUUUUCUUAAGUACAUUAGCUCCUUUCAAUCAGUUCCUUUUUAAUAUGUUCGGCUGGAAAGGCAGCUUCAUGAUUUUGGGAGGCAUAUUGUUGAAUGCCUGUGUGGCGGGGGCUCUCAUGAGACCCGUUGAAUCCAAACUAAGUACUAAGGCUCAAAAUAAGAUUGGCGAAACAGAGCUUGAGUCGGGCGCGAAAAAAAGCCACAAGAAGCAAUCAGCCUGGGAAAAAGUGAAUAACUAUUUAGAUUUCUCCCUUUUCAAGCAUAGGGGGUUUUUGAUAUACUUAUCUGGAAAUGUCAUUAUGUUUCUAGGGUUUUUUGCCCCCGUUAUAUUCUUGGCUCCAUAUGCUAAAGACAAGGGGAUUGAUGAGUACUCGGCGGCCUUCCUGCUGUCGGUUAUGGCUUUUGUUGACAUGUUUGCGAGGCCUGCAGUAGGAUUCAUUGCAAACACCAAACUUGUUCGACCUCGAAUCCAGUACUUCUUCAGUUUUGCAAUUAUGUUCACGGGAGUGUGUCAUCUCUUGUGCCCAUUGGCAGAGGACUACAUAAGCCUGGUGUUUUAUGCUAUAUUUUUUGGCCUUGGAUUUGGGAGUGUUAGCAGUAUCCUCUUUGAAAGUCUCAUGGACCUUGUUGGUGCUCAAAGAUUUUCCAGCGCCGUGGGGCUCGUCACCAUUGUGGAGUGCUGUCCGGUUCUCCUUGGCCCUCCUCUGGCUGGUAAAUUGGUGGAUGAAACUGGAGAGUAUAAAUAUAUGUAUAUAGCCUGCGGGGCUGUUGUGUUCCUAGCAAGUGUGUGGCUGCUCAUUGGUAAUACUAUAAACUAUAGAUUGCUUGCAAAGGAAAAGAAGUUGGAAAAAGCAAAGGAGGAAACGAAUAACAAGCCUGAGUCCCGAGAAUCUGAACCCUUGAACGCAUCUAAACAAUGUGAUGUUGAAGUCAAAAGCACGAGACCAGGGAGUAAUCCCUCAGAAAGAGAAACUAAUAUAUAGCAAGAAUCACACCUCUGAUUUCAGUGUUUAUGACUUUUUAAAAAAUAUGUUUUUGUAUUGAUUUUUUAGACAGAAAGGAAGGAAGAGGGGAAAAGAGA